GAAGACUUCAUGGGGCGCCCUGACCUCUAUAGCUUCCAAUACAUUUCAAAUGGCCAGAGCCUGGCAUUCAGCCCUGACUCUGGGGAGGUGUGGAAAGCUCGCAGAAAGCUGGCCCAGAAUGCCCUGAAGACCUUCUCCAUUGCCCCCAGUCCCACCUCCUCUUCCAUCUGCCUCCUGGAGGAGCACGUCUCCAAGGAGGCCGACUACCUGGUCACCAAGUUCCUGCAGCUGAUGGAGGAGAAGAAGAGCUUUGAUCCUUACCGGUACCUGGUGGUCUCUGUGGCCAACGUCAUCUGUGCCAUCUGCUUUGGCAAGCGUUAUGACCACAAUGACCAAGAGCUGCUCAAUAUAGUGGACCUAGGCAAUGAAUUUGGGGAUGUGGCUGCUUCUGGCAACCCCGCUGACUUCAUUCCCAUGCUCCAGUAUCUUCCUAGCCGCACCAUGGCGCUCUUUAAGGACGUCAACAGACGUUUCAAUGCCUUUGUGAAAAACAUUGUCCAGGAGCAUUACACCAGCUUUGAUAAGGGGCACAUCCGGGACGUCAUGGACUCGCUGAUUGAGCACUGCCAGGAGAAUAGUGGAGGGGAGGAUGCCCGAAUUCCACUCUCCAAUGAGAAGAUCAUCAACAUUGUCAAUGACCUCUUUGGGGCAGGCUUUGAUACCGUGACAACUGCCUUAUCCUGGAGCCUCAUGUAUGUUGCCUUGUACCCCAAAAUCCAGAAGAAGAUCCAGGAAGAACUAGACCAGACCAUCGGCCAGGAGAGGAGACCGAGGCUGUCGGACAGAGGCAUGCUGCCCUACACAGAAGCCUUUAUCCUGGAGAUGUUCAGGCACUCCUCCUUCCUGCCCUUCACCAUCCCACACAGUACGACAAAAGCAACGACGUUGAACGGCUACUACAUCCCCAAAGAUACCUGUGUGUUUAUCAACCAGUGGCAAGUGAACCACGACGAGAAACUUUGGAAGGACCCCUCAACUUUCAACCCCGAGCGGUUCCUCAAUGCCACGGGGACUGAAAUAAACAGGACGGAAAGUGACAAAGUGAUGGCUUUUGGCUUGGGAAAGCGGCGAUGCAUCGGGGAGUCCAUUGGCCGCUGGGAGGUCUUCCUCUUCUUGGCCACUAUGUUGCAGCAACUGGAGUUCAGCCUCUGCCCUGGAGAGAAGGUGGACAUCACCCCUCAGUAUGGACUGACCAUGAAAUACAAGAAAUGCGAGUGCUUUCAGAUUAAGAAGCGUUUCCCCACAAAGAGCUCUCCGUAA
Messenger RNA from Mesitornis unicolor (brown roatelo), 1260 nucleotides. RefSeq names its product cytochrome P450 1A4-like. Gene Ontology annotation, biological process: progesterone metabolic process; hormone biosynthetic process. The transcript has 6 exons. Lineage: Eukaryota; Metazoa; Chordata; Aves; Mesitornithiformes; Mesitornithidae. The record is from RefSeq and is a predicted model, not a curated record. Gene Ontology annotation, molecular function: iron ion binding; oxidoreductase activity, acting on paired donors, with incorporation or reduction of molecular oxygen, reduced flavin or flavoprotein as one donor, and incorporation of one atom of oxygen; heme binding. The annotation marks the transcript as partial.